UUUACUUCCUGAUGCGAUCUUUCACACAAGUUCGCCAUAUCGCGUCUUGUUUGUUAGUUUACUGCAACAGCUGUACGGAUUCAAAUGCAGACUAUGAGCACUUUCUUACGGACGACUUGUUUGCUGCUCCUCGUGGCCUCUUCUUGGGGCCGCGUGCCCCCUCAUGACCAGGUGGCUCGCGUCGCCCGCUUCAUCGCCCACCGGUGCGACUGGACAUCCAUGGCCACCAUUAGUAGCCACAAGCCGGUGGUGGGGCAGCCCUUCUCCAAUGUGUUCUCAGUGAGCGACGGGCCGCGGGGCUCCAGCUCCGGCGUACCGUACAUGUACUUAACUCGCAUGGAAAUCUCCGUGCAGGACCUGGAGGUGAACCCGCAGGCAUCUUUGUCCAUGUCUCUGGCUCAGACUGGUUACUGUCGCCAGCAGGGCUUCGACCCUCAGAGUCCUCUCUGCGCUCACAUCAUCCUGUCAGGAUCUGUGCUGGAGGUGAACGGCACGGAGGCUGAUUUUGCAAAGAAAUCACUCUUCAGUCGUCACCCUGAGAUGAUGGACUGGCCAUCAGACCACAACUGGUUCUUUGCCAAGUUCAACAUCACACAAGUGUGGGUACUGGAUUAUUUUGGCGGGGUGAAGACAGUCAGUCCAGAUGAAUACUUCCAAGCUUCCCCAAAUGGGAAGCACAAUUGAUUGUCAGCACAUGCUCAAUGUGUUGCUGUUUGCAGUGGGUCAUGUGGUGAUUUCAAUGGAAAUGUAUGACAAAUUAUGUUAAAUUGAUUGGCUGCUGUGUGUGUGUGCAAAUAUCAUAAAUGCAGUUGCAGUUUUAGGGGGUAAAUGGGCUUGUUUUAAAGCUUAAAAAACAGUGUAAAACCUCAAACCUCAGGCGUGGGAUUUAAUUUGGUCUGAAAAAUCGCAAAAUUACCAGCUGUCAUUUUGCUUUUUUUUUUCUUCAGAAAAUGUAAAUGAUAUAUAUUUUUAAAUAUUGCAUAAUAUAUUGUUUGUUAAUAAACUGUA
Dunckerocampus dactyliophorus (ringed pipefish) is the source of this 1008-nucleotide messenger RNA. RefSeq names its product cellular repressor of E1A-stimulated genes 1 (gene creg1). The coding region runs from base 85 to 684 and encodes 199 amino acids. Lineage: Eukaryota; Metazoa; Chordata; Actinopteri; Syngnathiformes; Syngnathidae. The record is from RefSeq and is a predicted model, not a curated record. The transcript is spliced from 4 exons.